Otolemur garnettii (small-eared galago) is the source of this 1398-nucleotide messenger RNA. It is a transcript of the gene RHNO1, whose product is annotated as RAD9-HUS1-RAD1 interacting nuclear orphan 1. Bases 118 to 843 code for a protein of 241 amino acids. Gene Ontology annotation, biological process: cellular response to ionizing radiation; recombinational repair; DNA damage checkpoint signaling. NCBI's taxonomy places the organism in Eukaryota, Metazoa, Chordata, Mammalia, Primates, Galagidae. The record is from RefSeq and is a predicted model, not a curated record. Gene Ontology annotation, cellular component: nucleus; chromosome. The transcript is spliced from 3 exons.
GACAGAAGCGGCGGCCCGGGCCUUGCCCGGCGGGCAUGGGUUAAAAUUGGAGCCUCUUUCCCAGCCAGAAGCCAAACACCACCAUGUGGUUGCUAACUGCUCUUCAUUUACCUAUUGAUGCCUCCCAGAAAAAAACGCCCCCAGCGUUCCCAGAAAACCCAGCUGCUAUUCCGUCAACAACCACUGGAGGGCACCAAACACCGCUAUGAAUCGCCACAGCGUCCUUUAACUCUCACUCGACAGGUGCCUAGCAAGCCGAUAGACCAGAGCACCAUCACUUCUUGGAUAUCUCCUGAGUUUGAUACAGCAGCAGAAAGCUGGUCCCUAGCCUACCGGAAAUGUCAUCACCGAGACCAGGCAAGACGUAAAAGUCGAAAAUCUGGCACCUCCAAAUUUCCACAUCUAACUUUUGAGAGUCUACAUUCUUCUUCCAUUUCAGAGACAUUGGAGAGCCCUUUAAUCAAGGAGUGCCCCAAUCAACAAGAAAAGAACAAUUCUAGAAGACUCUUAGUUCCAGUGCUCAGUCCCCAAAGCUCUGGGGACCUGUCAAUACAUGCACUUCAGAGUCUACCUUAUGUGUUCAUUCCACCUGACAUCCAGACCCCAGAGUCAUCUUUCGUGAAGGAAGAAUCUGUUCCUCAAGAUCAGAAGGAAAACAGCCUUCCAUACUGCUCUGGUCACACUAAUACUCCCAGCAGCCCAGAGCCUGGGCCUGUUCUGGUUAAAGAUACACCUGAGAACAAGUAUGGGAUAAAGGUCACGUGGAGGAGACGACAACACCUGCUUGCUUACCUCAGGGAGCGAGGAAAGCUGAGCAGAAGCCAGUUCCUUGUGAAAAACUGACUCCUUCUCAUCAACACUCUCAAGAAAUUGCUGAUUUUCAUAGAGUUGCUAAAGUCACUUUUCUAACUCAUGAGAGUCUAUCAAUAGAAUAAAAUAGAAAUAACACCAACAGAAAAAAAAUUUUUUUAACUAGAGCCUUGGAGUUACAAGGGAAUUCAAUUCCCACAUUUGCUUUUUAAGAUACCUUAUGUCACGAACUGUUUACUUUAUAUUUUUUCUAGCAUUAACUGUUUAAAAUAUAUGUAAAUAAAUGGUUGCAGAAAGUUUUUAGAGAACCCUGCUUCUGUCAAGAAUGCAGCAAUAUUGACCCACCCACAAAAGGUCUUUCAUAGUUGUUAAUUUAAAGCACUAGUCAGUCCUUUAAUCAACUCACUUAAACUAAUUCAUUCCACAUUUUUGUUUUUAAUUGAAGCAGGGUAUUUCUCUGUUGACUGGACUACAGUAUAUAGCUCACUACAAACUCAAGUGAUCCUCUUCAGCCUCCUGAGAAAGCGUGCUGCCAUAGCCAGUUAACUUUUUGGUUUUUGUACAGUCGCAUUUUUGCCCAGCCUGGUC